UCCAGUGUCAUUCAUCUGGUAUUGUUUUGGAGGCAAUGCAACCAGGACUCCCCCUCCAUGGAGAUGUAAUAAUUGGAAGCACUAGCUAAGUCUUCAAAGCAAUCUACUGACUCCUAUGUAGUACUUGUCGCAAGCCUCUCCAAAGUUCAGCAAAAAAUUCCACCAAGCCACACAUGCAUUGUUUUUAUUGUUAUCAUCUUCCUGUUUGUUCUUUUGAGUAGGCACAAACCAGAUGGGUCUCAGAAGCUCAAUCGACUGCCCAACUUCAUCAACUCAGUCAAUAUUUAUGGCCCAAUCAAAAGGAGGGAGAUGGGUCUCAGAAGCUCAAUCAACUGCUCAUCUUUAUCCAUACAAUGCUGCUACCCUUCAACUCAGCCAAUAUUUGUGGCCCAAUCAAAAGGUAUGCAUCAAGGAACCAACACACUGUUAGAUUUCUCAACCAGCAAUUUACAAGUAAUGUAAUGCAUGUUUUUUGUGUUUUGAAGGAGGAGAGAGAAAAAAAGAAAAAAAAAGAGGAAUCAGAUUGUGAGCCUUAUUUGUCUAUUUCAUCCUUUGUCCGAGUUUUGUGGUUGCUAUGAGCCAGCGAGGAUGAUUGAGAACCAAUGAUAUUAAUCGAAAACCUGAGUCAGAACCAAGGUCAUGCUAUUGGUUUGCCUUUCGAUUCAUAAUCCUGGAACAGUGUUGCAGAAAGAGACCAGAUCAGAUGGUAGUAGAUGACCACAGACAUCAGUUUCAUCUUCCAAUCCGGUCUACGAAUUCCUUUUCGAGCCAAUCAUGCCACAGAUCAGAUGCAUUUAACGGUGCGUCUCAGUUUGAUCCCUCUCUCUCCUUUGGUAGUUCCCAAUUAUUUCAUCUUUCCUCUGUUUCCUCAUUCCCUUACGUAUAUUUCAAAUGUGUUUUGCGACAAACACCAACCAAACAGCAGCUCAUGCAGCUUCCAACUGUCUUCUUCUGCCUUAUCGGCGGAGGGCUAGUAAUCCACUAUCAGUUCAUAGCUUGUCCACAAUGGAGGAAUUAUAUAUCUUGAAUCGGUCCAUGUUAGAUUCAUCCUUCCUCUAUACAGUCUCCAAUGAAUCAAUUCAUUCCAGAUUCAUGCAUCCUUGCUCUUUUUAGGUGUCUAAAUAUGGUAGGAUAGAUCGCAUGGACGCAGUGAAAGGAAAGACGAUCUGUGCAGAGUGUCAGAUCAGGCAGUAGAUUAACAUAAUGGUGAUUUGGUGAGGCUCAUCAUUGGAGAAGUCGCUUCAUAAGAUCCUCGGAGGCAUCCCUUGUGGGAAUCUCCUGCGGUGGUGGACCAAGGCUGCCGCCCCCAGACCGCACCUGACCGCUGACACCUGGCCGUCUCCUCUUCGGCAGCAGCGACGACGAUGACGACGACGACGACGACGACGAUGGCCGUCGGCACGCUGGCGCUGCGACCUCGCUCGCCGACUGUCCCAGUAGGUCCGUGCGAUCUGGGCAUCACUCGGAGAGCCGAGAAGGAGGUGCGCUUUGCGCGGUGGAGGAGCCAUGCAUUAUCCAAACCCACCACUCCAGAAUACGGCGUAGGCUUGAUUCAGAACGGAUUGCCUGUUCUUCAUCUGCCAGAGAAUGAGCCGCAGGACGCCGACGAGGACGAGGACGAUGAUGGAUCGCUUGAGCUCUGUGGAUCGAGAGGGAUAUGGCGGAUGGUGGGUGAAGUCAGAGCGAUGUUGCGGCGGAUGGGUGAUGGGGAAAUAAGCAUCUCCGCAUACGACACGGCGUGGGUGGCACUGGUCAAGAACAAAGACGUAAGUGGUGGCCCUCGGUUCCCGUCCAGCCUCCGGUGGAUCGUCGACAACCAGCUGCCGGAUGGCUCGUGGGGAGACGCUGUCAUCUUCUCCGCCCAUGAUCGGAUGAUCAACACCCUGGCCUGCGUCAUCGCUCUCAAGUCAUGGACCAUCUAUCCGGAUAGUUGCAGGAGAGGACUUGCAUUUAUCCGUGAGAACAUGUGGAGAUUGCGUGAGGAGGAAGCAGAGCUAAUGCCCAUCGGCUUCGAAGUCGCUUUCCCCUCCCUCGUUGAAAUAGCCAAAGCGCUUGAGCUGGAGAUUCCCUAUGGUGACCCUUCUUUGCAGGAAAUCGACGCCAAGAGAAGUCUGAAACUGAAGAGGAUUCCAAGAGAUGUGAUGCAUGAAGUGCCCACCACGCUGCUCCAUAGCCUGGAAGGAAUGCCGGGCCUCGACUGGGACAGGCUGCUUCGCCUCCAGUGCUCUGACGGCUCCUUUCUCUUCUCACCAUCCUCCACGGCUUUUGCUGUGAUGCAGACUGGUGAUGACAACUGCCUCAAUUAUCUCCAGAGAGUCAUCCAUAGAUUUGGUGGGGGGGUGCCCAACGUUUACCCCGUCGAUCUCUUCGAGCACCUGUGGGUCGUCGAUCGCUUGGAGCGUCUCGGGAUCUCUCGAUACUUGGAGCAGGAGAUCAAAGACUGCUUGGACUACGUAUACAGAUAUUGGACCGAGGACGGCAUCUGCUGGGCGAAGGGCACGAGAGUGCACGAAGUGGACGACACAUCGAUGGGGUUCCGACUGCUCCGGCUGCACGGCUACGACGUCUCCGCCGGCGUGUUCCGGCAUUUCGAGAAGGACGGCGAGUUCUUCUGCUUCGCCGGGCAAUCGACCCAGGCAGUGACCGGAAUGUACAACCUGAACCGGGCGUCGCAGGUGGCCUUCCCCGGGGAGGAGAUACUGGCCCGGGCCAGGAGCUUCUCCUACAUGUUCCUGCGAGAGAAGCAAGCCGCCGACCAGGUGGUGGACAAGUGGAUCAUCACCAAGGACUUGCCGGGCGAGGUGGCGUACGCCCUGGACUUCCCCUGGUACGCCAGCCUGCCUCGCGUGGAGACGAGGCUGUACUUGGAGCAGUAUGGAGGCAGCGGCGACGUCUGGAUAGGGAAGACGCUCUACAGGAUGCCAUUGGUGAACAACGACGUGUACUUGGAGUUGGCCAAGUUGGACUAUAAUCGCUGUCAAUCUCUCCAUCAGCUCGAAUGGUUCGACCUCGAAAAAUGGUACGAGGAGGCCGGUCUACGAUGGCACAGGGUGAAGCGGAGGAGCCUACUGAGGGACUACUUUCUGGCGGCCGCUUGCGUGUUCGAACCGGACCGCGCGGUCGAGAGGUUGGGUUGGGCUCGGACCGCCACGAUGGCCACGGCCGUCUCGUCGUUCUUUAGCAGCGCCACGUGCACGGACGAGAUGAGGCGAUCGUUCAUCCUCGACUUCCUUGAUGAUCGAAGCGACGGCCAUGACAUCAGCAGGAUGGGAGGGAAGAAGGCGGGAGAAGUGUUGGUGGGUCUGCUCCGGCAACUGAUCGAGCGGCUGGCGGCUGAUACACGGCCGGCCUUCCAACAACAGCUGGUCCGCCAUCACUUACAACAAGCUUGGAAGGAGUGGUUGAUGGCAUGGCAUAGCGACGCGUCUGACGGAUUCGGAAGGGAAGAGACGGGGUUACUGCUGGUCAGGACCAUGGAAAGCUGUGCAGGGAGGUUCAGUUCGACGGAGUUAACGGUGACUCACCCUAAUUACAGUCGGCUUUGUCAUCUACUGUCGUCCCUUUGUCAUAAUCUAAGGCGACGACAGAUGGUUGCCGCUAAGGGCAUCACGGAGGAGCGCGCUGUCACAAGCAGCUGCAAGGACAAGGCAGUAGAAGCAGAGAUGCAAGAGCUGGCUCGGUGUGUGCUGCAGACUUCAGAUGACCUCAACCACCACACCAAGCAAACAUUCCUUCUGGUGGCAAAGAGCUUCUAUUACGUUGCUCACUGCUCACCUGCUGCUCUCCGCAGCCACAUCUCCGAGGUGCUCUUCAAGCCUGUGGCUUAGUGAGCUUCAUGAAAUAUGUGAAUGAGCAGUGUGAUGGAGCUUAACAAUUUGACAUAUUGCACUUUCUUCGGAAUCUUUGGGACUUCUUAUCAUGCUGAUUUCUUCCAAAGAUGUGAAUGAAUAAGUGACGUAGUUUGUCAGGUUUA
Musa acuminata subsp. malaccensis (wild Malaysian banana) is the source of this 3973-nucleotide messenger RNA. Lineage: Eukaryota; Viridiplantae; Streptophyta; Magnoliopsida; Zingiberales; Musaceae. The record is from RefSeq and is a predicted model, not a curated record.